Messenger RNA from Fusarium graminearum PH-1, 450 nucleotides. RefSeq lists its product as uncharacterized. The record is from RefSeq and is a predicted model, not a curated record. The transcript has 5 exons. NCBI's taxonomy places the organism in Eukaryota, Fungi, Ascomycota, Sordariomycetes, Hypocreales, Nectriaceae. Bases 1 to 450 code for a protein of 149 amino acids.
AUGACUGGCUUUCCCAACAAGAACACGUACGUGAUAGAAGAAGCUUCUUCAGGGCUGUACACACCGAGCUUGUGUGCAUGGGAGCCGUCCCACACCAACGACGACAAGGUACUACCUAGUGAGGUACUGGCUGGUGAAAUGAGUGCCUUGACACUGGAAUCUCGAGAACAUGGAGAAGUACUGAAUGCCGAGUCACCGGCUGACACAAGAUCCAGCUCCGUCAAGAGACCCAGGUCAAGCUUGAGACCCAACGCAAGAUCCAGCGCCGGAUCUAGCUCCAGCCACGAGCCAGAUGGAAAACUGUACCUGUCCAAGGUUGCAUCUCUGAACAAGGAUGAUGUUGUGUCUCUGAACGAUACCGUCAAUAUUGCCACUCUCUUUGGCACGAUAGUAAACGCUCAACCUGCGACAACUGCAGGGUACGCGGGUGGCUACAGUUUAGGCACUUAG